AUGAGAUUCUUGUUGCAUCCUCGCUGUUUACCAGCCAAACUGGCCCUCCGUUCCAGCAAUAAUGGUCUUGCGAACGCUGUUCGUCAAGGGCGUUUACCGACUAGUGUAGUCACACAGCAUGGUGACACCACCUCCCAUCAGGCCAAACGUGUCGAGAAAGAGCCCGUUGACGCACUAUCGCCAUCCCUACUGCCGUCGUCUACCACGGCAACGAGCGGCUCUCGUCGAGCCUGGGGACAGCAAUGCAGUGUAAAUUGUGGAUGCGUAGUGCGUUUCGAGGCUUCUAUUCGGCACGAUAGUCUCAUCGAGUCCGUGUCGUACGUUGCCAAACAGGUUCUCACUACCCGAACCUUGACGAGUCCAGCUAAAGCCGCAAAAAGUGUAGGGGAAACGGAUGCUUCGAGCGGCCACUUGGAACCUCUUCUGACAACCAAAGGGCGACCAAUGUUUCAGGAAUGUCGCUGUGAAACCGUGCAUUCGCUGUCGUCCUUGAUUGUGGAAGAAUUGAAUCGAACAAAAUUGCCUUGGAGCACGGCCAAGAAUUGGUUGGAAUUCUCUUCUACCCGGUCUUCCGACAGUUUUCGCACUACGGUGCUUCAGACACAGGGCUUGCCACGUACGCACACGCACUGUUUCGAUGUCGUGGAAGAGGCACUCACGGCGCUCCUCAAGGGACACUUACCGCGACCACGAAAAGCCGCCACACCAUUCGCUGCGAAGAAUCUCAGAUUGCUAGACGUUGAUGGGAAUGUGAAUGAACGACAUUGGCAUGAUGAUCGAGACUACGCAUCCUACGGCCUCUCCUUUCGGCUGUGGAAAGAUCAAGAAGAAAAUUAUCAAGUGAUCCAGCCACGCUCCCUUUCUACGUUGAAUCUGUUGGAUUUGACCAGUAACGGUACUAUCCAUACUGACAGAUCUAGUAGCAGCCGACGAAGGGCUGGGAAAUCGGCCUCGCCACCGCAGGACUGGGUGUCCUAUGUUGAUGAGCUUUAUGAAGAGGAUGACGAAUCGGCGUAG
Messenger RNA from Phaeodactylum tricornutum CCAP 1055/1, 1017 nucleotides. RefSeq lists its product with no specific name. Bases 1 to 1017 code for a protein of 338 amino acids. The transcript has a single exon. The record is from RefSeq and is a predicted model, not a curated record. Lineage: Eukaryota; Bacillariophyta; Bacillariophyceae; Surirellales; Neidiaceae.